GCUAUUUUUUACUUUUCUUCGUUGACUGUUGACCGGAGUCGUCCAGAGGUUCUUCAAUUUCAGUAUAUGUACUUUUCCGGUCACUCGCUCGUUCACCACCGUGAUGAAACCGUCGGAAUCCACCAUGGAUUUUCCUCCGACGAAGCUUAAUUAUCAUGUAGACAUGUUCAAUCUUCAAUCUCAAUCCAGAUUCCUCUCCUUGUACAAGGCGCAAGAUGGACGCACAGCUCUGAUAUUGGAUUCGACGGUGUUUCAUCCGCAAGGUGGCGGCCAGCCGUCAGACACCGGUUUCAUCGAAUUCUCCGGUUUGGAUUUCAAGUUUUCCGUUCAAGAUGUUCGAUCGAAAGACGGAAUUGUUCUCCAUUACGGGGUUUUCGAAGGUUUAUCAAAUCCUGGAAGUACAAUGGAUAUUGAGAAAGGGAAAGAAGUAAUUGUUGUUGAUGAAUCAAGGCGCAAACUCAAUUCCAGGUUGCACUCGGCUGGACACUUGCUAGAUAUGUGUAUGCAGAAAGUUGGGUUAGGACAUUUGGAGCCUGGAAAAGGUUAUCACUUUCCAGACGGUCCUUUUGUGGAAUACAAAGGGAGCGUUUCACAGGAUAAAUUACUGGUGAAGCAGAAAGAGUUGGAGGCAGAAGCUAACGAACUGAUAACCAAAGGAGGAAAGGUUGAUGCUGCUAUAUUACCCUAUGAAGAGGCAUCUGUGCUUUGUGGUGGCAGUCUUCCUGAUUAUAUUCCUAAGGGCAGCACUCCCCGGAUCAUAAAAUUAGGUGACAACCCCGGGUGUCCUUGUGGUGGGACACAUGUCUCCGAUAUAUCUGAUAUCAUAAACAUGAAGAUCACACAGAUGAGAACAAAGAAAGGAAUGACGAAAGUUUUCUACACCAUUGCAUCUUGAUACUUCACUUAUUGGUUCCAACAUCCAUGCUAAUAUGUAGACAAUAAGCCAAGGAAGGGGAAUUAAAGUGACGACUACUGUUUUGAUCAGUUGGCUUCAACAGCAAGCAGCCUCUCCUGUGGUUCAACAGCCACAAAUCAGUAUUAUUUUUUUGUGGGUAUUUAUCAAUCUAUUAAAAUGACUCUCUCUAUCAUUGAUAAGUCGUAUAUGAUAUCUUGAUGAUGUGAUAUGAUCUUCCCACUCAACCUCUUUCUAUACUGACUCUUUUAAUUGGUAUUGUAGAAUCAUACAUUACCGGACAUUUUUAUAAUAUAACCUAACUCGUGCAUCGA
Molecule: messenger RNA, 1227 nt
Organism: Capsella rubella
Lineage: Eukaryota; Viridiplantae; Streptophyta; Magnoliopsida; Brassicales; Brassicaceae
Product: alanine--tRNA ligase
Biological process (GO): alanyl-tRNA aminoacylation; regulation of translational fidelity
Molecular function (GO): ATP binding; nucleic acid binding; alanine-tRNA ligase activity
Source: RefSeq, a predicted model, not a curated record